Messenger RNA from Anthonomus grandis grandis, 2823 nucleotides. RefSeq names its product atrial natriuretic peptide-converting enzyme-like. Gene Ontology annotation, molecular function: serine-type endopeptidase activity; protein binding. The record is from RefSeq and is a predicted model, not a curated record. Lineage: Eukaryota; Metazoa; Arthropoda; Insecta; Coleoptera; Curculionidae. Gene Ontology annotation, biological process: proteolysis. The transcript has 13 exons. The coding region runs from base 351 to 2705 and encodes 784 amino acids.
GGGUUUUCUCAUUCGCGUGGUACCAGCGCUAAGUACCGUCCGUUUAUGUAUGUUACAAGAAAACGCGGUGGAAUUUUUUUUUUAUUUUGAAUAGUUCCGCGGUACUCUCGCGGCUAAAUUCGGUUGGUUUUCGAGUGUCGUGACCUGCUUCUUUUUCUGGAUUUUUAUUUGCUGAUUUUACCGCUUUUUUUUAGUUGAUUAAACGGUGAAAGCCGCCUUAGAUUCGACACCGUCACCAUGCAGUUUGUCACCAUUAAAGUGAAAUCUUUAUGACUAUAAUAAGUGAAAUGUGAGACAAUCAACAAUUAACCAAUUAAAAUGUGUUUAAUUAUUUAAAAGUGCUGAAGGAAAUGACCGUUGGCAUGGACGUUAACAAGAACCACAGGAGGAGCUCGUGGGAAUCUAAGAUGUCCUGUAGCACAAUGGACACCUCCAACAGACGCUACAGAAAAUCGCCCAGCUCAAUCAUCUCUUCCGACUCAGACAUCAGAUUCACCAGAAGAAAACUGACGUCACAAACAAGAUGCGGCUGUUGCAUCAUAGCGACGUUUCUGUUGUUUCUGUUGCUCGCUGCAGCCUCAGUCUACGUGGGCUACACGUACUUUUUACCCGAGACCCCCGGAGAGGAAACUUACCGGGGCAGUUUUAGGAUAAUCGAGGGCGACACGUUCUCGGCCGAAUUGGCAGAUCCCAGCACCACUAAGUUCAAAAACACUUCGAGAGAUUACAGGGAAAGACUGAAUUUGCUGUUUCGUAGAAGUCUGGUUAAACAGGGCUACAGGGGCAGCGAAGUAUUAGCAUUAGACGGAACCGAAGACAAGGAUCUCAUCAUACAUUUCGACAUAAGAAUCGACCCCAAUUACGUCCAAACCGCUUCCGAGGACCUGGAAGCUAUCAUUGCCAAAGAAAUCACCCUGGAGGGCUCGAUAUUAUUCAAGAAUCUCACCGUAGACUUGGGCAGUUUGGAGGUGCAACCCAGUGACGCCUUACCGCAGAUGAUGACGACGUCUACUUACCCCACGACAAUUUUCUCGGACGCAGUGGUGACUUACCCCACGUAUACCCCCAGGAGCUGUGCACCACUGGCACUGAAGUACUGUAGCAGUUUGGGGUAUAACGUCACCACUUACCCCAAUGUUUUCGGGCAUAAGAGCCUCAAGGAAGUUAGGGAUAACGUCAUAAGUUUCCGGGAGUUGGUGGAUGCCGAGUGCUACAGACACGCCUACGAGUUCGUUUGUCAACUGCUACAGCCGGGCUGUAUAAGGGAUAACGGGGAAGACAGGAUGGUUUUGCCUUGCAGGAGUUUCUGUAGGGACUUUAUGGGAGGGUGCGGGGAAAGACUGAACGAUAAAGUGAGAAGUUUGAUCGACUGCAGUAAGUUUCCGGAGUUCAGUAGUGGGGAGAGGUGUUAUUCUAAGCCGGGUUGUGUGGACGACCUAAAGUCCAAAGCGCACUCCCCCAGGAUCUGCGAUGGUACCAUCGAUUGUACAGACUUAUCGGACGAGAAAUCGUGCACGUACUGUUCACCCAAUCAAAUCCAUUGCGGCAUUGGUAGGACUUGCAUACGAAAGGCCCAACAAUGCGACGGGAGAGAGGACUGUCCGGAUGGAAGUGACGAAAGGGCCUGUCUGACCCUUUUGCCCGCACAAGAAGAAACUGUGGAACAAGUUUCACCCCAUGAAGUGAUGUACCAUCCAGAAGGAUUUGUCACUUUCAAGGAAAAGGGUGAGGGAGGCAAACUGUGCACGGAGAAUUUGAAUAAAACUUUAUCGGAAAAUAAGACUGAGGACGUGCUGAGGACCGUGGCGGUUUCUUUAUGCAAAUCGCUCACUUACCAAGACAUGCAGUCCUAUCAAGUGAUCAAAGACCCGCACCCCAACACCUCUUACGUCAGAAUCAAAGACCCUUUUGCAGACGACAUCACCUUCCUAAAAAGCAAAUGUCCCAGCAAGCAGGUGCUGAAAGUCUCUUGUGACCAACUCGAAUGCGGUAUCCAGAGCACCCACUCGAAGACCACCAGGAUGCUCCAGAAAAUGGCCUCGCACGGAGAUUGGCCCUGGCACGUGGCCCUUUUCAAAAACGACGUCCAUUUAUGCGACGGCAUUUUGUUAUCCAGCCAUUGGUUGGCCACGAGCACGUCCUGCUUCCAAGGACAACCGAGGGCCGAGUGGACCGCCCGAUUUGGGGUCGUCAGACUUUCCAGCGACUCCCCUUGGGAGCAAGAGAGACGGAUUAUCGGAAUGUUGAAGUCACCGGUAGAGGGUAGCACGGUGUCGUUGAUACGUCUGGAGCAGCCGGUGCAUUUCAACGAUUUCGUACGUCCGGUGUGUCUUCCUGAGAAGAAUCUCGUUCUAACUGGAGCAAUGCAGUGUAACACUUUAGGGUGGGCGAGGAAUAGGGAGCAGUUGCAACGCGUCCAAGUUAAAAUCACCGAUAAAGAUAAAUGCGAGAACGUGAGCAUUUCGAGCGUUAAUAGCGUUUGUACGGAGACGAUACAUGGACAGAACGAUUGUGGGGAAGAAGAGUUCGCUGGUAGCUCGAUGGUUUGCAGGACAACCAAUACGGACCAAUGGACUCUGGUUGGGGUGACGAACUGGCGAAUUGCUUGUGGCAAAAACGGCAUGGAGAGACCGAGGGUGUACGAUUUGAUCGCCUCAAACGUGGAAUGGAUCCGAGAAACCAUUAAUAGUGUAAAUAGUACGUGAACAAUUUUGCUGAUGGAUAAAGUGCCAAAUAUGUACGAAGGACCGAAAUAGUGUAAAAUAGUGUUAGGUUUUUUUUUUGUAAAGUUGUAAUAAAGUCUAUUGUUAAUAUUUUAUUUUA